This is a messenger RNA of Suillus clintonianus, 1692 nucleotides long. RefSeq lists its product as uncharacterized. Lineage: Eukaryota; Fungi; Basidiomycota; Agaricomycetes; Boletales; Suillaceae. Bases 164 to 1516 code for a protein of 450 amino acids. Gene Ontology annotation, cellular component: nucleus. The record is from RefSeq and is a predicted model, not a curated record. The transcript is spliced from 12 exons.
CAGUACUUGCAGUCUCUUGCAGUAACGCGGAUCAGUCUGCGCGCACGUGUGGGCACCACGUGAUUCGUGAUAUGUCGCGACGUGCCAACGAACAAUCAAUUCAUUCACCCGCAAAGCAUCACUCUUCCUGCCCAGUGCGAGCCGAAAAUCAUAUUACAUACUAAUGGUCGUACCUAGUAUUGAUAGGCUGCAGCAAGCCACGACGGAGUUACUGGAAGAAGCUCGUGCCGAGGGGCAAUUGAGCAAGCUCACUGUACGCAUUGUUCGAGAGAGGCUGGAGACAAGGCUGGAGCUCUCACCUGGGUCUUUAGACGCAAAAGAGUACAAGACGUCUAUCAAGAAAACGGUCGUCGACUAUCUGGACAAUGUUCCAACGCCGCCGAAUGAGGCAGAUGAGGAAGAAACUCAGCCCAAACCCUCAAAGAUACGCAAGGUAAAAACUGAUAAAGAACUUGUCAAACCCCGCAAAGGUGCCUCGCCCAAGGCAUCGCCCGGAAAGAGCAAGAAGGGAAAGCAGGUGCCCAAGUCCUCUGCUGUAGUGGACUCUGAAGCGUCCGACACAUCUGAAGACGAAGUUCCAGCUAGGAAAAAACGGGUUAAGGCUUCAAAAAAUAAAGCUGCAUCAGAACUGCAGAGUGAGGACGAGGACGAAGCCAAGCCCUCCGCGUCUAAAGCGUCAAAAUCUAAGAAGUCGACCAGCGGGACCGCUGUAAAGGAACAUAAAUCAGCUUCUACUGUCGAGUCUUCUGGCGAUGAGGCCGAUUACAAGCGCCCGUCCGAACCUGUUGUGACGUCUCAAAAGAAAGAAAUGCUGUCACCUAAGAAAUCGCCUUCAAAGGAGAAGUCUCUAUCCAAACCCAAGUCAUCCACCAAGCGAAAUGCGAAACAUGAGGUGGACGACGAAUUCGAGCGUGGAGCAAGUUCUUCUACCUCAAAGCCUCAGGAAUCCAAGGUUCUGAAACAUGCUCGUCCCCGCAGUGAACCCGAGAACGACUCUGAUGUGUCUGCGGUUAUCGAUGAACCCCCGAAGAAAAGAAGGAAGAAACAGGACAAGGAUUCGAGCAAGAAAGCCCCGACAGAACGUAAGAAGGCGCGGAAAAGCAAUACAGGAGGGUCAUCUAAGGAUGAUGAGACUGUCUCCAAACUCAAGGCUAUAGUGGUUGCUUGUGGCGUACGCAAGAUGUGGAAAAAAGAAUUCGCUGAUUUGGACACGCCGUCAGGGCAAAUUAAACGACUGAAAGAAAUCCUCAAGGACUUGGGGAUGACUGGUCGUCUCACUCUGGAGAAAGCAAAGGCCAUCAAAGCACAGAGAGAAUUCGCACAGGAACUUAAGGAUGUGCAAGAUUUCGCAGAGGCGAACCGCCGGCGAGAGAUGGGGAACGAAAAGGGGGUAUCGGAGGAUGAACAAUCAGGAUCAGGAAGUGACGACGAGGACGAGGGUCCACCUGUCAAGAGGAAGAAAACUGCAGGCGCAAGCAUUCUGGCCUUUUUGGGCGACCAGAGUGACGAUGAAUAACUUGACGGUUUACUGCUCAUCUCCUUAAUGACUCUUCUUGAAUCCCAUGUAACUUCUUGUUUUGCGCACUACGUGCGCCCUGACCCUGACAUCGACAUCGCUGUUUGUACUUAUGAAGAUAUGCAGUCACUUGUGUUUAGAUUUCCCUCCAAACUGAACAAAUUCAGAAACGUAAU